UUCUUGGAUUGGUCUUCCUGUUCAAACUCUCUCUCUCUCUCUCUCUCGCUCUCCUUCUUCGUACGCAAGCUUUGAAUGGUUUGAUUUUUAUUUUUCUUCGUUCCCAUCUUCUAGGUUUUCAAAUGUCUGCUGCAAAUACAGAACGACCCAUCUACUUCUUCAAGUAACAAACUCACCUCUCUUUUUCUUUGCACUUUACUCUUUUUUGAAUUUUUUUUUUCUCCAGCUGUUUGUGUUCAAUCUAUGUCCCGCGAAAGCUCUGUUUAGGGUUUUACUUGGUCGUAUUUGUGUUUGAUUUCUUCUCCUCCUCUUCUUCUCUCUUUAGAGAGAGAGAAAGCGGGUCAACGGUUUUAGUUGAGGGGGAAAAGGCAUCACAGACAAAUUAAAAUUUUGCAAUUUUGUGAAUUUGUAGUCAAAACCCAAAAAUUGAUCGCUUCUAUGGCCUUUCCUAGAACUAUCCUCAAAUGGGUUUCAUCGUAUUCCUAGAAUUUAACCAGGGUUAGUGAGAUAUGUUGGGGGAAGAACAAGAACAAGACCGCCCAUCCGGUGGUAGUGGCGGCGGCGGGGUUGGUGGUGGUGGUGGUGGUGGUGGUGGUGGUAAUCGGAAAGCCUAUUUACGGUCGGUUUCAUGGACUGACAGGUCACCCAGAACGCCUAAUUCUCGGCCCCAAACGAAUACCAAGUCACGGUUGUGCCUUCCUCCAUUACAGCCCCUUUCAAUCUCUCGCCGGAGUGUUGAGGAAUGGCCGAGAGCAGGGUCUGAUGAUCUUGGUAUAUGGCCUCAAGCCCCAACCCCGGGGGCAAAAGGGUCGGUUAAAAAACUUUACAACUCUGAAUCUGAACAAACCGAGGUAGAAUUUCAGUUCAGGAAGGACAAGAUUGCUUUUUUCGACAAGGAGUGUUCGAGAAUUGUUGAUCAUAUAUAUUUGGGAAGUGAUGCGGUCGCAAAGAAUCGUGAAAUUCUUCACAAGAAUGGUAUAACCCAUGUGUUGAAUUGUGUUGGUUUCGUUUGUCCGGAAUACUUUAAGAAUGAGCUUGUGUACAAGACACUUUGGCUUCAAGAUACACCCUCCGAGGAUAUCACGAGUUUGCUCUACGAUGUGUUUGAUUACUUUGAAGAUGUUAGAGAGCAAGGUGGGCGAGUUUUUGUCCAUUGUUGGCAGGGCGUGUCGCGAUCAAACUCUUUGGUCAUUGCAUACCUCAUGUGGAGGAAGAGACAAACCUUUGAAGAAGCUUUCCAAUAUGUGAAGGCAGCAAGGGGUGUGACAAACCCGAAUAUGGGUUUUGCUUGCCAAUUGUUGCUUUGCCAGAACCGGACGCUGGCGUUUCUAGCGAGCCCCAAUUCUGUGCUACGGAUGUAUCAUAUGGCACCUCACUCCCCAUACGAUCCGCUUCAUCUUGUACCAAAAAUGCUAAGCGAGCCGGGUGCACAGGGCCUUGACUCUCGGGGAGCAUUUGUUGUUCAUGUUGCUUCAGCUGUUUAUGUCUGGAUUGGAAAGUAUUGCGUGUCUGUAAUGUCAGAUUAUGCAAGGGUUGCUGCCUUUCAGGUAAUCAAGUAUGAGAUGGCGCAGGGACCGGUUGUAACCAUCAAAGAAGGUGAAGAGCCAAAUGAAUUUUGGGAUGCUCUUGUGAACAGAGAAGUCUUACCAGAUGGUUGUGGAGAAGCGGAGAUGAAAGAGGAAGAUAAGGACUCUGCCGCUACUUGUUUGGGUGUCGGUGAAAGGAAGGUUGAUCUAUAUGAUAAAGAUUUUGAAAUUUUUCACAAGGCACUUGCUGGUGGGGUUGUACCACCUUGUCCUUUGUCAGGAACUGAUUCCGAGAUUUGUCUUCCUGCUAGAGAAAAUGGGUGGGGGAGAUUAAGAUGGAAGUUUGCAAGUGGGAGGAUUAUGAAAGAAUUCAUCACAUCAUCUACUCAAUCAAGUCAUAGAGAAGUUGACUAUCCUGUUUCUCCAACUGAUCCUCCAUUGCCUUCAAGCUCUAAAGCUGGUUCAUCCUCGAUUAUCUUCUUUUGUUCUCCAACAAGCAGCCCCAAUAGGAUAAAGGAUAUUUGUAAAGAAGAGGAACAAUCAGACCCUCUUACCGAUCCUUUAUCGUCGCCAACACCAAGUUGUAGUUCGCAAGAUUCUUUUUCAUCUUUUCUUGUCAAUAGCCCAAAACCCAGUUCCAAAUCUCCUUCACUCUCGCCUUCAACCUCUGAUUACUCCACCAGUUCAUUUACUUUCUCACCAUCGUCUUCUAACUGGUCUGACUUGUCAUAUCCUUCAUCUCAAUAUUCACCUUCUGGAUUGGAAUCUCCUGGUCCUUUUCCUGCUAACAAUGCUUUGUUGUCAGAAAAAGCUUGUUUACAUUGCAAAGGAACAACAACGUCCCCUCCACGGGAAAAGGCGUUUUCUGAUAACCAUGCUCAGAGGGAGGCAAAUGAUUGUUUUCGAUGUAAGGGAACUACCCCCUCUAUUGCAGAGCGGAGGGGGAGUAAUCCUCCGCCCCGAAUGAUGUUACCCUCAGUUGAUGAAUCAUCCCAAGUUCCACGACACCUAGUACGAUCUUGGUCAUUUUCUCUACCGGAUUUGGAAGAUACUGUGAUGAGUGAUGUCGAGUGCAACCGGAGUGAUCAAGAAGCAAUUUAUGAAUUAAAUAGUGAAGAGUCAACGUUAGAUGCAGAUAUGCUUGAUACUGGCAAUGAAUUACACAGUCGUAUUGAACAUAGAAGAGAUUAUGAUACAAGUCAUCUUACAUCUAGUGACACCAGGAGUAGGGUUUUAGAAGUGGAAGUAACUAACUUGGUUCUUUAUCAGUGGCCUAGUAUGGAUAAAGUAGAGAUGCACCGGUUUGCCUACCUAGAUUCUAGAUCUGUGUACAUAACAUUCAUCUCGGAUGUAAAUUUGGGCACAAAUAAGCGUGAUGUUGUAUACAUCUGGCUGGGGCGUGAAGUUUCAAGUGGGAAAGAGCAGAAUCAAGUGAUCAAUAGUGACGGCUCAUGCAAAGAUAAUCUUGUCCAGUGGGAAACAGUUGGCAGCAAGUUUCUUGAACAAAUGGGUUUGCCAUUGAAUUCCUCUGUGCAGAUAGUCAGAGAAGGAGAGGAACCAGAGCAGCUCCUAAAGUAUCUCAACUGUUUCUCAUUUCAAAAGGUGUGACUAACACAGAGGCUACAAACUUAGUGAAAAAGAUACUGUCAACCUCCAGAAACCUCCUGCCUCGUAGGUUACUAUCAACGAUCCAUUGCAGCUUUUUUGAGUCGAGUUUGGCAUCCCGAGCAAUAGGAAGCGCUUUCUUUUUUGCUCGUGUGAUGUAUGCAGGGAAUUCAAUUCAUCACUAUGACAAAGCAUGUACAGAAGACAAGGACAAGCCCCCCCGCACUGCACGCAAAUAGGAAUUGGUAGGAAAUAAUUGUUGUAUUCAGAUGAAUAAUAUAUAAAGUGCAAGCAAUUUUUCUUUUUAACCUUGUAUUAUUUAUAUAGCUUUUGUUAUAUCCAACACCGAAGGUGUUGCUUUUUUUGGUAUGAAUUUAAGAAGCAUAAUACUUGGAACCUUUUAUGGAAAA
Molecule: messenger RNA, 3541 nt
Organism: Camellia sinensis
Lineage: Eukaryota; Viridiplantae; Streptophyta; Magnoliopsida; Ericales; Theaceae
Product: protein-tyrosine-phosphatase MKP1
Biological process (GO): protein dephosphorylation
Source: RefSeq, a predicted model, not a curated record